CGCGGCUCUUCAGUUUAACUUCCGGGUCGAAAUAUUGUGCAUGAAGUGAAGUCUGCUUACAAAUUCACUGGGACGAACUUCUUGGCCAACUUAACCUUUUACAAUGUCCCGAGGCUCCAGUGCAGGGUUUGAUCGACACAUCACCAUCUUCUCUCCCGAGGGCAGACUCUAUCAAGUCGAAUAUGCUUUCAAGGCUAUAAACCAAGGUGGGCUCACAUCAGUAGCAGUCAGGGGAAAGGAUUGUGCAGUUGUUGUAACACAGAAAAAAGUACCGGACAAGCUUCUGGAUGCCUCCACAGUGACCCACCUUUUCAGAUUAACAGAUAAUAUUGGAUGUGUAAUGUCUGGGAUGACGGCCGACAGCAGGUCCCAAGUCCAGCGAGCUCGCUAUGAGGCAGCCAACUGGCAGUACAAGUAUGGUUAUGAGAUUCCAGUGGACAUGCUCUGUAAGAGGAUUGCUGAUAUCUCACAAGUCUACACGCAGAACGCUGAGAUGCGACCACUGGGCUGCUGUAUGAUCGUGAUCGGCAUAGAUGAAGAAUACGGCCCUCAGGUGUACAAAUGCGACCCAGCGGGCUACUAUUGUGGUUUCAAGGCCACCGCUGCUGGAGUGAAGCAGACAGAAGCCACCAGCUUCCUGGAGAAGAAAGUGAAAAAGAAACUGGACUGGACCUUUGAGCAAACUAUUGAGACGGCAGUCUCUUGCCUUUCAACUGUUCUCUCCAUUGACUUCAAGCCCUCUGAGCUAGAGGUGGGCGUCGUCACAACACAGGAUCCCAAGUUCAGGAUUCUGACAGAGACUGAACUGGAUGCCCACCUGGUGUCCCUGGCCGAGCGGGACUGAGCGAGCAGAGCGGUGUCGCCUGUUGGAUUUAGUUAGAGCAUGAUGGAAAUGCAGUUCCCAGAUGGAAGGCUGGUGUUAUCUUUGUUUGCUGUACAUUUACCCCACUGUUUCAUUCAACAAUAAAGUUUUUGGAGUAAAACUAUUAA
Molecule: messenger RNA, 990 nt
Organism: Archocentrus centrarchus (flier cichlid)
Lineage: Eukaryota; Metazoa; Chordata; Actinopteri; Cichliformes; Cichlidae
Gene: psma6b
Product: proteasome 20S subunit alpha 6b
Exons: 7
Coding region: 104-844 (246 amino acids)
Biological process (GO): ubiquitin-dependent protein catabolic process
Cellular component (GO): proteasome core complex; proteasome core complex, alpha-subunit complex
Source: RefSeq, a predicted model, not a curated record